This is a messenger RNA of Hyaena hyaena (striped hyena), 3344 nucleotides long. RefSeq names its product phospholipid phosphatase 3 (gene PLPP3). The record is from RefSeq and is a predicted model, not a curated record. The coding region runs from base 578 to 1516 and encodes 312 amino acids. Gene Ontology annotation, biological process: canonical Wnt signaling pathway; phospholipid dephosphorylation; phospholipid metabolic process. NCBI's taxonomy places the organism in Eukaryota, Metazoa, Chordata, Mammalia, Carnivora, Hyaenidae. The transcript is spliced from 6 exons. Gene Ontology annotation, molecular function: phosphatidate phosphatase activity.
UUUCGGGAUCUCUUCGGAGCCAAGUAAGGCCUCCCCCCCCUUUUUUAUAAAGGACCUCGUGCAAUAAAAGUGCAGAAACAAACACAGGCGACCACAACAGCAGCCGCGGCGGCAGCAGGCGGAGGAAGAGGAGGAGAAGCUGCGAGCCGGGGCAGGCGCCCCGGACGGGCUGCGAGCAGCUCCCAUUCAUUAAGGAAGCCGCGGCGGAGGAAGGUGGCCCGGCGCCCGCGCCGCGCGCUCACCCCGCUCGCGCAGCCGGACCCGCGCCAGCCCCGCGCGCCCCGAGCGGCUCAGCUCUCCGCAGAAGUUUCCGCUCGGCCUCCGGCGCUCGCCGUCUCCGCCUCCCCGGACUCUCGGACGGCUGCGGGCUGAGAGAGGAGCGCGGCGGCGCGGCGGCGAGCAGAGCACAGCUCGGGCUGCAGUGCGAAGCGCGCGGCGGGCUGCACCGUCGCCGCCGCGUCCCCGAGCAGCCGCGGCCGGGAGGCGGGCCGGGCGCGCGGGUGUGUGGCCGCCGCCGCCGCCGCCGCCGCCGCCGGGCGUCCUCGCGGGGCCGGAGGCUCGCGCCGCAGCCAGCGCCAUGCAAAACUACAAGUACGACAAGGCGAUCGCCCCGGACAGCAAGAACGGCGGCAGCCCGGCGCUCAACAACAACCCGAGGAAGGGCGGCAGCAAGCGGGCGCUGCUCAUCUGCCUCGACCUCUUCUGCCUCUUCAUGGCGGGCCUGCCCUUCCUCAUCAUCGAGACAAGCACCAUCAAGCCUUACCACCGAGGGUUUUACUGCAAUGAUGAGAGCAUCAAGUAUCCUGUGAAAACUGGCGAGACCAUAAAUGAUGCUGUGCUCUGCGCUGUGGGGAUUGUCAUUGCCAUCCUUGCGAUCAUCACUGGGGAGUUCUACCGCAUCUACUACCUGAAGGAGAAGUCCCGGCCAGCGAUUCAGAAUCCCUACGUGGCAGCCCUCUACAAGCAGGUGGGCUGCUUCCUCUUCGGCUGUGCCAUCAGCCAGUCCUUCACAGACAUUGCCAAAGUCUCCAUUGGGCGCCUGCGUCCUCACUUCUUGAACGUCUGCAACCCCGAUUUCAGCCAGAUCAACUGCUCCGAGGGCUACAUCCAAAACUACAAAUGCAGAGGUGAUGACAGCAAAGUCCAAGAGGCCAGGAAGUCCUUCUUCUCUGGCCACGCCUCCUUCUCCAUGUACACUAUGCUGUAUUUGGUGCUUUACCUGCAGGCCCGCUUCACGUGGCGCGGGGCCCGCCUGCUCCGGCCCCUCCUGCAGUUCACCCUGAUCAUGAUGGCCUUUUACACAGGACUGUCGCGUGUGUCCGACCACAAGCACCAUCCCAGUGAUGUGCUCGCGGGAUUUGCUCAAGGAGCCCUGGUGGCCUGCUGCAUAGUUUUCUUUGUGUCCGACCUCUUCAAGACCAAGACGACCCUCUCGCUGCCUCCCCCUGCUCUCCGGAAGGACAUCCUUUCGCCUGUGGACAUUAUCGACAGGAACAAUCACCACAACAUGGUGUAGCUGCCGCCCACCUCCUGAGCUGUUUUAUAAAAUGACUGCUGACAGCAAGCUCUUGCUGCUCUCCAAUCUCAUCAGACAGUAGAAUGUAGGGAAAAACUUUUUGCCCAACUGAUUUUAAAAAGGAAAAAAAAAAAGUCUUACUUUGUGGCCUUCCAAAAUAGGUAGGAUUCACCUAUGUGGAAACAACAGGAAACUAACACCAAGUGCCGAAAUCCUGGAUGUGCAAUUGGUCUAAGUGUUCAUGUUCUAGUGAACACGGGCUUGUUCUGGAACAGACACUAAAAUGAUUUGAGUAGAGUCUGCCAGUCACACUUGUGACUCGAGGAACCCCAGGCCUGUGAGAAAAGAUCAAAUUCAUGUUGUAGCACACAAUGCCAGAAGUAGCACUGAAUCAAGACAGCAGCCACUGGGGGGGCUCCCGUCUCGUGUCUCUCGGUCCACACCACUCUAAUCUGUGCUGUGCCUUUGGUUCGGGAAGUUCGGUUCUGUUCUGUUCAAUAUAAGGGCAGAGCAGGUGUGCCGAGUGAGGCCAUGAGAUCCUGAAUCCAGAUUCCCAGUCCUGAGGCCUUUCUCCCUCACUCCCCCAGCCCACAGGCCAGCAGCCACGGCCCCUCACUUUAGCAAUUAGGAGACUCUUUGUGGAUGAGUGAGUUUCACAAAUAGCACAAUUUCAAAAGAGAUAGAGGGUGCUGGCCCUCGUUUGUCUUCUUUGGCCGCAUCAUCCUGCGAUGCGAGGACUUCAGCUGCAGGAAGCCCCUGUUGUGUUCACCAGUCACCCGGCACCUGCACGCUCUUGGUCAUAGUGAGCUUUGGUCACUGCUUUCUCCCUGGAAGUCCUUGCUGUGUGCCCAUGGGGGGGGGGGCAUCUCCCGGGAGGGUCCCGACACCAGCAAAGGCGUGCUCUGCCGCCAGCUGACGGGAAGCAGCCUUACGUACAAGAGAUGGAGCGAAGGGGCAAGGUGAAAAACUCACCAACCUUUCGGCGGCUACUCAAAGUCAGAAUGAGCCAGAGCGGCAGAUGGCCCCGUGCCUGAGAGGCCGCCCUUCCAGAUCUCGGAGCGACGAGCCGCUCUGUGGGGGCUGCUCUUGCGGAGCUCUGUAAAGCACUAUUGUCUUGGGGUUGAUCUCUAGGGCAGUUCUUGGUAGGUUCUGCUGGGCAGAACACAUGGGUUCAAUCUCCGUAGAGUUCUUCUCAUCCUCUGUCCGUAAGUGUCCUUCCAGGCAAGGUCCCACGCUGGGCGGUAGACAGGGGUCCUUUCUACUGAACCUUCGAGGAGAGGAGGAAGGAAGAAAUACUUUCAGAUCACGGAUGCAGACCUUUCUAAGGGCUAAAUGUAACCACAUGGAUCAAGCACAUGUACGUCCUUACUCCAGAAGCCGUCCUUUUCAUUUCCACUUCUAGCAAGCUAUGAUUUUUAUAUAUAAAUAUUAUAUAAAUAAUGUAUAAAACAUUAAAAGUUAACUAUGUAAGAUAUUAUUUCUGAAACAAUUUUAGCUACAUCCACUAUGAUUAUAAAUUGUGUCUCGACCUGUGUUAUUUACAUUAGCUGCUUAAAAAAGCAUGGAGUUAAUUUUUUUUAAUAUCAACUAAAAUAUCGUAGUUCUGUGGUAGACAUUGUUUUAUAAUGAAAGAAAUAACUGCAACUAGAGAAAACUGUAUAAAAACAUUAAAGUGUCAGUAUUUUUGUAAGGUUCCAUUUUGUAAAGAGAAUAAUAUUCAAAGACUUUUGUAGAAUACAAAGUGAAAACUUGUAUCUGCGAAACUAUACUUGUAUUAAAUGUGCUUUUUAAAUAAAAGCUCAUAACACAACUAAAGAAGGAGUUGGAA